UCCAAGCUGCUGAAGCUGCCUCACUGGCAAAAGCAGCUUGAUCUGCACAGUUAACAAGGAGGAAAUCGAGGCCAGAACAUGCUUUCUCAGAACACCGCCUGGGGAAAUACCUCUCCGAACUCAAAGCACCUGCAAAAGCUGCAAGUCCACAGGUGUCCUCCUCCCACCCUCCCCGCUGACAAGAUGCUCUCUCUACCCAGUUCCAUGCAUCAGGAAAUUUCACCGACUUUCGAUGAAAGCAUUUUUGUAGCAAUGUCCCAUCUUCCGGGCCUUGCCGGGAGCAGCCAGGGGGGCCGUUUCCUGAGCUGGAGCUCCUGCUGGUUUAUCAAAACGCAGGACGAAGUUUGGAACGGAGUCGGUUAAAGUGAACAAGGUGCUCUUGCCCCGGCGAGGGAAGGAGGCCGCACGGCGUGGUGCCCGCGUGGAGCUGGCAGGUUUGCGGCUGGUUCCCUCGUCCCCGAUCCAACAUGGGACUCAGCCUCAGGCCUGCAGACAGAGUCCCGGUGACCCGCCCGCCAGUCCCCACUGUGCCUGGGGGUAGUGCACGUAGCGAUGCUCUGAGAGGGUCCGUCCGCUGAAGGGUGUGAAGGAACGACAUGCCUUCCUCUGUGCCACACCCCGUGACAGCCAACAGCCGGGGCCAGUUCCGCCCCACGGCCCCGGGAUUCCUACACGGCCCGUAACGGACUCGGUCUGUGUGGUCCCCGAAUGCGCGGGAAUUGUCACCAACGUUGUGCGAGUGCAUGUGUCUGCCGAGGACCCUGCCCCCACGCCCUCGGCCUGGGCGGGAGGACCCCGGUGCCGCCGGUGUCUCUGAAACAGCCCGGCUCCCCGUGGGCAUUUGCUGCGUGUCCAGCUUCCUGUCUGGUGAUGGGCAUUCUAUUUCCUCUCCUCCCCGGUCUGGGAAUGAAACACUCAUCUCCUGCCCAAACAUGUGUGUCUGCUGGCCCCACCCAGCACAGCUGUUUGCCCGGCCAUCACUGGACCAGGUUCCCACCACGGGGACAGGACGUGCUCCCCACAUCCGCCUCUGCCACCAGCCUGGUGACUUGUGGUCACCGAGCCCGGUAGCCAGAGAGAGACUUUUUAAAAAGACUCUCAGACAUGUAAUUAAAAUCUCAGUGUUGGGUUUGGGGGAAGGUGCUGGGCGGCUCCCGCCCCUGCUUUCCGGAAACACAGAUUUUUAGUGUUUGAAAGUGACAGAAGGCUAAAGUGAGACAGCCCUAAAUAUACUGUCCUGGGCAUUUCCGGCAGCUGGGCAUGUGGGAUUAAUUCUGCACAAGCGGCCUCUUGCCCAAAGUAUUGGACCAGGCCCCGCAACGGAGCCACCUCGGGUCCCCCUCCAGCCCAUGCUUCACCCCACCUCCACGCACAGCUUCCACACCACACCCUGCUCCCUGCUGCCUGGAGCCUGGCCCCCCACUGGCCAGAGGCACAGCCAUGCUCCUAGGCCGAACUCCAACUCUCCUCAGUCAGGCCACCGCCAGACUCACAGCCCGUACCCCACCCUCUGAUCUGUGGGUGGCCCUGGCCCACUCAACCUGUGCAUUCGAUGUCCCCUCUGCCUAGAAAGCCCUCCCUGCCACCUCCCCACCUGCCAAGACUCCGUCAUCCCAUCCUUUGAGGCCAGUUCAGAUGUCACCUCCUCCAGGAAGCCCACCCAGAUCCCACCACACCACGGGACCUCCGACUCCCUGCACUGACUGGGCCUCCCCAGGAGCUGUCACUCCCACCUUGCUUCUUGUUUCUUUCCAUCUCUCCCUCUGGCCUCCCUCCUCCUUCACCUGCUCCCAGAGGACCCUGCCACCCUUUUGCCCUUCGCUGUGUUUUAUGGCUGUUGUCUCCCUGUCUGUGGUGUCAUCUCUCAGCUCCAGGCCUUUGCUCACACUGGUCCCUUCCUCUGCAGCAUUCUUGUCCCGGGACCUCGUGGUAAAUUCACUGUCACCCCCAAGGGCCAGCUCCAAUGUCAGCUGUGAGCGCUCACCGUCCCACGUCCCAUCCACACACCUGGUGGACUCUGAAGUGCACUCAGUCAUGUCCCUGCCGCCACUCGGCCCCUUCUCCUUGGGUCUGACGUCCAUCUCUCAGAGGAGGGACCUGUCCUCUGCCUCAUCUGUGGGCCCAGAGACAGAGGGGGCGGGGCCGGACCUGCUGGGUCGGAGGCUUGGGGGCCAGAAAUGGAAGCUGCCCUUGUUGGCCCCACUGUGCGUCAGGUGCUGUGCUGGGCACCUCACUGCCGGGCUCCGGGAUCUCUCAGCACUGGGGGCAGAGCCUGUGGGCAAGCCCAUUCCCCAGGAGGAAAUGCCUCUCCCAGGCUGUCCCAGCCCCUGGUUCCCACGGGCCCUGCCACCCUGGAGCCGAACCCAGAGCCAGGAGCGAACAGCCUGCUUUGUCUUGCAGUGGAGCUCGACCGCUCCCUGGGCCACCAGGAGCCCCCCUGGAAGGAGUUCCGCUUUGACCUGACCCAGAUCCCGGCGGGGGAGGCGGUCACAGCUGCCGAGUUCCGGAUUUACAAGCUGCCCAGCACCCACCUGCUCAACAGGACCCUCCACGUCAGCAUGUUCGAGGUGGCCAGAGAGCGGGCCAACAGGGAGUCUGACUUGUUCUUUUUGGAUCUUCAGACGCUCCGAGCUGAGGACGAGGGCUGGCUGGUGCUGGACGUGACAGCAGCCAGUGACCACGGGUUGUUGAACCUUAGCAAGGACCUGGGACUCCGCCUCUACGUGGAAACAGAGGACGGGCACAGCGUGGAUCCUGGCCUGGCCGGUCUGCUGGGGCGACGGGCACCGCGCUCCAAACAGCCCUUCAUGGUCACGUUUUUCAGGGCGAGCCCCAGCCCCAUCCGGGCCCCUCGGGCGGUGAGGCCCCUGAGGAGGCGGCUGCUGAAGAAGACCAACGAGCUGCCGCAGCCCAACAGGCUCCCGGGGAUCUUUGAUGGCGCCCACGGCUCUCACGGUCGGCAGGUGUGCCGUCGGCACGAGCUCUAUGUCAGCUUCCAGGACCUCGGCUGGCUGGAUUGGGUCAUCGCCCCCCAAGGCUACUCAGCCUAUUACUGUGAGGGGGAGUGCUCCUUCCCGCUGGACUCCUGCAUGAACGCCACCAACCACGCCAUCGUGCAGUCCCUGGUCAGUACCCAGCCUGUGCUGCCCGGGCCCGGGGAGGGUGACCUGGAGGGGAAUGGGGGCUCCUGCUCCGUCUCUCGGAGGUUCUCACAUGGAACCUUGGCUGGUGCACGGCUGAGUGCACGUGUCGUUAAACUCCCACACGUGUGCAGGUGCAGGUCCCUGUGUGGCCAGCUGCGCAUGCAGACUCGCUGCUGGUGCAUGCACACUCACACACACACACAUCUGAAUUACCAAGCUGCUGGCCAUAGGGAGGCCUAUGGGCAACUCCAGAAAGAGCUGAACGAGCAGCACGGCAUCAAUAAUCAACCUUGA
Molecule: messenger RNA, 3437 nt
Organism: Myotis davidii
Lineage: Eukaryota; Metazoa; Chordata; Mammalia; Chiroptera; Vespertilionidae
Product: bone morphogenetic protein 8B
Exons: 7
Coding region: 2178-3437 (419 amino acids)
Biological process (GO): SMAD protein signal transduction
Cellular component (GO): extracellular region
Molecular function (GO): growth factor activity; cytokine activity
Source: RefSeq, a predicted model, not a curated record